Messenger RNA from Gopherus evgoodei (Goodes thornscrub tortoise), 7361 nucleotides. It is a transcript of the gene SNTB2, whose product is annotated as syntrophin beta 2. The record is from RefSeq and is a predicted model, not a curated record. Gene Ontology annotation, molecular function: structural molecule activity; protein binding. Gene Ontology annotation, cellular component: dystrophin-associated glycoprotein complex; synapse; intracellular anatomical structure. Lineage: Eukaryota; Metazoa; Chordata; Testudines; Testudinidae. The transcript is spliced from 7 exons. Bases 1 to 1509 code for a protein of 502 amino acids.
AUGGCGGUGUGGACGCGCGCCGCCAAGGCGGGGCUGCUGGAGCUGCUGCUGCGGGAGCGCUGGGUGCGGGUGGCGGCGGAGCUGAGCGGCGAGGCGCUGAGCCUCACCUCGGAGCCGCCGCCCGAGCCCGCGGGGCCGCCCAACGGGCUGCCCAACGGCGCCGAGUGGGGCGCGGCGGGGGGCGGCCCGGAGCCGCCCCCGGCCGAGCCGGCGCCGCCGGGCGUGCGGCGGGUGCGGGUGGUGAAGGCCGAGGCGGGCGGGCUGGGCAUCAGCAUCAAGGGCGGGCGCGAGAACCGCAUGCCCGUGCUCAUCUCCCGCAUCUUCCCGGGGCUGGCGGCCGAGCGCUGCGGCGCCCUGCGGCUCGGGGACGCCAUCCUCUCGGUGAACGGCACCGACCUGCGCGAGGCCACCCACGACCAGGCCGUGCAGGCGCUGAAGCGGGCCGGCCGCGAGGUGCUGCUGGAAGUGAAGUUCAUGCGGGAAGUGACUCCCUACAUUAAGAAGCCAUCGCUGGUGUCAGACCUCCCAUGGGAUGGGGCAGCUCCCCAGUCACCGAGCCUGAGUGGCAGUGAGGACUCCGGCUCACCGAAGCACUACAAUGGCACCAAAGACAGGAAGGUGAUCCCUCUGAAAAUGUGCUUCGCCGCCAGGAACUUGAGCAUGCCAGACCUGGAGAACAGGUUGAUAGAGCUGCACUCACCGGACAGCAGAAACACCCUGAUCCUGCGGUGCAAAGACACAGCGACCGCACACUCCUGGUUCACGGCAAUCCACACCAACAUCAUGGCCCUCCUCCCUCAGGUGCUGGCUGAACUCAAUGCCAUGCUAGGUGCCAGCAAUGCCACAGGAAGUAGCAAGGAGGUCAGACACAUCGCUUGGCUGGCAGAACAGUCUAGACUAGAUGGAGGAAGGCAGCAGUGGCGGCCCAUCCUCAUGGCUAUGACAGAGAAGGACUUGCUGCUCUAUGAUUGUAUGCCCUGGACAAGAGACGCAUGGGCAUCACCUUGCCACAGCUACCCUCUUGUUGCUACCAGGCUGGUUCACUCUGGCUCCGGGCGCAGAUCACCUUCUCCGGGAUCCGAGCUCACCUUUGCAACGAGGACAGGAUCUCGCCAGGGCAUUGAAAUGCACGUUUUCAGGGUGGAGACGCAUCGGGACCUCUCCUCCUGGACCAGGAUGCUAGUUCAGGGCUGCCACACUGCUGCGGAGCUGAUAAAGGAGGUGUCCGUAGGCUGCACUUUGAAUGGUCAGGAGGUGAAGCUCACAGUCCAUUAUGAAAAUGGAUUCACUCUCUCCAGGGAGGAGGCAGGCUCCAGUCGCACCCUGUUCCUCUACCCCUUUGAGAAGCUUAGAGUGUCUGCAGAUGAUGGCAUCAGGAACCUCUACUUGGAUUUUGGUGGCCCUGAGGGGGAGCUGACUCUGGACCUGCACUCCUGUCCGAAACCCAUUGUUUUUAUGUUGCACACUUUCUUGUCAGCCAAAGUCACCCGUAUGGGACUGCUUGUGUAAGAGGUGAAGGGUUCCAACAGCCCUGAACAACACAUCUACUGUCCCAGCAGCAAAAAAGCACAAAAGACCCUAGUUUGUGGUGUCCUCCUGCAGUACCAGUGCCUUGACAAAGACUGACUCAUGCCAGAACCAUGAUGGUGUGGAAGGAAGCUCCUGCCCUCCUCAAAGCCAUAGCCAGAAACUCCAGCCUCUCCACAAUUCCCUGGAAUAACUGUGCCACAUGCCUAGAAAAUGCUGAGGCCAGGCUGCUGCUGGUAGCACAAUAGUUUCCAGCCCCUUCCUGGCUGCUGGCAAUUUGAGACUCUUCUUCCUGACACUCCUGGGAUUCGAUUGUCACCCUGAAGACUCAGCGUCAAGCCGAGCAUCCGUCACUCAUCUGUUGCAAGAAGAGCCAUUGGCAUGGGACUGUGAGGGGGGAGGUUAGGGUCGGAACUAGAACCAGUCCAUAUGACGCCAUUUUUAUUGCUUACCAAAUGUGCCUUUGGUGUAAGGUGGGUUGGUGCUUUACUGGAGAUGGAGAUGAGGAGACUGGGAGUUCAGUGCUGGUCGCUCUGGAAGUGUGUUCCAUGAGCCCCCGCCCUCAGCUUGUUCCAAGCUGACCCAGCUCCCUCUGUUGCCACAAAGCCACUUUCCCAGGGAUCCUUGGUAAGGAAGAGGCCUGUCCUUCUCACUAGCCAGUGGGUUUAGAUCCCCCUUGCUGAGUGGGAUGGAUAGGGAGAUUUCAGUCACUUUUCUGACUUGCUUUGGGCACCUGGAAACAUCCUAAAUACAGAGCACUUGGUGCUUUUCGCUGAUGCUUCUUAUCGAGGCCCCCGAUGGUCAAAUGUGACAGGACAGAUGCCACAUGGCUGGAUCAGAGGCACAGAAGGGCCAGCUGGUUGCGUGUUCUGAGAUGAGCUGGAAUGUGUAAAGCAGCUGAUGCCCAUAUAGUGAUGCGCACAGCCUCUGGGCCUGGCAACUUCCUCCUGAGACACUAGCAGCACCCUCUCCUUUCCUAGUGCUGGGCUGCCUGCUUCCCUCCACCUGUGCCAAGCCCAUGUGCCCAGGUGUGUGUGCUGCAGAGAGAUGGGUGACGGGGGCCUGUGAAUGACUUUGAAAUACCUGGGCGACAAGGUGGGGAAGAUGGUAUAUUUUAUUGGACCUACUUCUGUCGCUGAGAGGGACCAGCUUUCAAGCCAUGCAGAGCUGUGUGCAUGCUUGCAAUGCUUGUUGGCACAGCCUGUCCCAUUCCUAAAGAAAGUCUUCUGAAGCAUCUGCAGGGCCGAGGGGAGGCAGCUUAUCCACCAGAGGCAGGGAAAUUGCAGUGCUUCCUUCACUCUGGUGGCAGAAUUUGAACACAGGGCUUUUGGAAGCCCCCUCCCAGCACAUCACUGACCUCUUCCCAAAAGGACUCAAGCCACCUGGCAAUGCAGCCUGGCUCAGAACUCCGAGAAAUGGAUUUCACUGCAUAACCCAGACCUUCAGCAGGGCCUGCACCCUCCAGCUCUCUUCCUAGAUUCCUGGUCUCUCUCAUGCUUUGGAAGAACUGUGCCUGGGACACCUAGAGAUGGGGGACAGGGACUCCAGGAGCCCACUGCGCGCACACAGCAGGUGGCUUGGACAGUCCUUUGAGGCUCUGCUUGCUUCCUUGGAGCACCUCUAGCACCUGCUGUUGUGAGCAUUUGAUUCUCAGUGUAGGUUGCUCAGGAUUAACUCCUGGGAUUCAGCUUCACAAGUUACCAGUGUACUGAGCUUUCUGAGACUGGCUAGAGCAGUGGGACACUUACGCCAUCUGCAGACCAGUACGGUAGCCCAUCUCCUUAGCAGCGCAGAUCAACAGCUUGAUGUAACUAGACUUAAGGUGAGAGUUCACAGCACAAAGCUUUUGGAGGUGAACCUAAGAGCUUGCCGCCUCGAUCCUGGCCUUCACACACCGCGAGCCUGUUCUGGGAAAGAAGCGAUCCUGGAGGGCACACUUCCUUUAAGUGAGGUAUGAAGCAAAGCUGAUUUGCCCAGAUUGUCCUGCCAGCACAGCAGCCUGCUGAAACCCUAGGGAGGAAGUGUUCUUCACAGGCCCCUCACAACCGUGUAGCCUAUGCCUGAUGCCUAGCAGCUCACUUCCAAACACUGUUUUAGCAAUCAGCAAAGGCCAGUCAGUUGAAACGUGUUUGUUUAAACAACAAAUCACACCAGGUUAUAACAUACUUAGAAUAGUGUCCUAGCUGAUUGGGGUUUAUGAAGUGAAUAUAAGGUUAAUAUAAAGUGUGAGUUCCCGCACAGUACUGAUUUGGAUAGGUUUGUGUUCACCCAACAGACUGUUGUUUGGAAGAGUUGUCAUUCCAACACAAGGCUGUUAAGCUCUUCAGUCUAUUUUAGCUGCUCUAAAAGAGGAUAUUUUACCUCUAGUAUGGUUGAGGUUUGUCCCAUCAGUACGGCAAGUGCUGGAAAGCACAGAGUCUGCGUGGUGAAAAAUCUACUCCAGGGACAGCAGACUAGUUCUAAGCCUCCGUUCUUAGACAACCCAUAAAGAAAUACUCCUAAUGCCACAGGGUGAUUAAGCUUUUACCAUGUUGGACUAUUUUCUUAUCUGAAUGUCUGUUUUUUUUGUUUAAUUUGCAGCUUCACCACAUUGGUGGCUGUAAAGCAUCUGGAAUACUUUUACAAGUUAGAGGCUAGGCAGUUUGGUCUCUUACCAAAAGCCACAAGUCGACUUAAAUUAGAAUUCUAGACAAGGUCCCGCCUUCUCCCAGGAAAACAUGGCUUGCUAGGAACCAGGUUUACGAGGGUAAAUGUGGGGUCCAUCAGCAGGGGAAUAUUCACACCUGUUGUACUGGAAAGUGAGAGUAGUGUCAAGAUAUCACAUAAAAUGGGAGAGCCCCCCCCCACCCCAUAUUAUUCCUUCGUUCUGCAAACUACCUAAUAAGCUGCUAUGCAAAUUGUGUUGUGCCCUGACUGGUUUCAAGGGGUUAGAUAUCCCUGAGGAUUUCAGGGAAGAACUUGUAGACUUAAGCACUUUCUCUGCUUUUUUUAUUUUGCUCUGACACUUAAGGUUGAGUGGUUGCUAUUUUAAGCUCUGGUGGUGGCCACUGAUUGUCAGUACUGCUCGUGAUCUGUACAAAACUUGCUGUCAGUGGGCUGAACUCUUCCCAAAUCGCCUGUCACUAGCAAAGCUGUGGUUGAGAUCGCAACUGAAAUGUCAAGAAUUGACGCCAAAUGGAAUUGCACGUGGUGGAGGUUUGGUUUAACAAGAGGUUUUCACUCAUUUCAAUUGGAUUUGGAUUUCUCUGGGAGGUGGAGGAGUGUUUAGUACUGCCUUGUCAUGACCACCCACUGCAAGCUGAGCUGCCACCCCUUGUGCACGGAGUAUGGUCUGCCUUCCCCUUUGCAUCAGACACGGUAUAGUUCAUGUGCAGAAAGGCUCAGGCUGCCAGCCUGAAACUGUCUCCCAACAGAUGCAGGUUCCUUCCCAGGCUUCACUGUGUUAGGAAUGACAUUCUGUCCUGUGUAAGCACUCACGUUUGAGCCUUUUGCCACAAAGCCUGAAUUCGAUCCUGACUUGCUUCACCAGUGAAGCCCCUGAGAUCUCAGCCUAGUUCCCAGAGAACCUGUGUCCAAACCUGACCCAUCUUCUCAUUCGCGUGAGCAUCAGUGUCCACUGAAUGGUGGCUCAGGUCUGUUGCGGAUCAGAGAUUCCCCCAAGUACUUGCCAGUUUGCACUCUGCCUAGGUCUCCUCAGGGCUGUCUUUCAUUCAUGCCAAAUAUCUGCCCUGUUACAGAAUGCUGCAUGCCCUUUUGGAACACUGCGAGCCAUCACUUACUCUGGAAGCUCAGGUCCUCUUAGCUUUUAAGGUUUUUAAUGUUUUAACUUGGUAUUAAAAGCCUGUUCUGCAGACUGAAUUUCUGAUGCUGAAGCCCCCACUGUGUCCCAACUCCUCCCCAGAAGUGUUGAGGUACCAGAUUUAUCUGCAGUACAUACAUUAUGUGCCUCACCUGGCUUCGUUUGUUUCUGGUGGCAGCAGGCUCCCCUCUUCCCAGAGCCUGUGUAGAGAUAUGGGGAAAUGUUCAGACUCCUGGGAGCUUGCCCUGUCUUUUCCCUGUAAGAAGGGAAAAGGGCCCCGGAAUGUCUGCAAGAGACUCUCCUCCCGCCUCCUCCCACAUCUAUGCAAACCUCUGGAUUUUUGAGUGAGGUGGUAUGUUGAAAGCUAGAAAAUGCCCCAUGUGGCGCUCCAGCUCUGCAGCUGGAGAGCUGUUAGAGCAUUCCAUGUGGAAGAUACACCACUGAGAGGCAUCCCACGUUAUCCUUGGAAACCAGAGAGGAGAAUAUUUAUGCUGAGCUUAUCUUUUCUAUCCGGAAUAAGAGCAGAUAAAUGUCUUAAAUAUGGCCCUAUCAGCCUGGAUGACCAUAUGGUGGUGCAUAAUUAAACUAGUGAAUGGUGUUUACAAAACCUUAUACAAGCUGUGUAGAUUUUAAAAGCUAUUGGUCCCCUCUAGUCAAGUCAAUUUCUUCUACCAACUCCUCUUCAAACAGCAUUUGUGGGAUCAACUCUCAGAGUUAAUACGCUGCAAAAUCUUUGGAGAUUCUUGUGCUUUCCCCAAUACAACAUUUCUAUGCCUGUGGCUAAUUCCCACAACUGAAAGCAAACGUAGCAUGCAGGGCUUAAUUUGUAAUGAAAGAGGUGCAAGGUUUCAAGCAAUUUUUGUACUUUCCUAACUGACAUGCCAGGCCCAAAGGUGCCAGGUAGCUCAGCCCUGGCAGAAAUUAAGCACUGCUUCCAUGUAGAAACUAGGCUGUACUUUUUUUUUUUUUAAAGGAAGCCAGUAGCCUCUUCGCAUUAGAUAUUAAGCAAUAAAGAAAAUGGACGUGAAACUAGUAAAAGCAAAUGUUCAAGUCUUUGGCUGUGGAUCCCACUCCUGGUGUGCAUGUGCUUUGUGGGAUCCACAUGGACAGAGCAUCUUGAAGCACCACGGUUGCUGUAAGGCUAAGUAACUGUUCUCUACAGCCAGCCCACCUCUGCCUUUUGCCUUUAUGCUGCCAGGAUUUUGCUACAUGAGUUAAUUCUGUUUCUGUUGCUGAUCUUACAGCAUCCUGGCCUGCAACACAGUACAUCAAAACAUUGAUUGCACUUUCAUGUUCUAGAAUUUGGGAGAACUACAGGGCUAGUUCUACCUUGUUUUAAAAAUAAUUUGCAGUGACAUCUCUUCUCUGCCGAAUAAAAUUAAAAAAAUAAAAUCCCAUUGGCACAUCAAUGUUUGUGGUGCUCCAUUUUCCUUUUAGCAUAUCUGCCUGUCUGGGAUCAGCCAGUGUAGGGGAUCUCACUACAGGGUAUCAGUGUUAAGUUUACAAUUUGGGUAAAUAGAGCAUUACAAGCCCCAGGUCCUAAAGACAAGAACCCUGUAGGUAGAACUGCCCCAGGUCACCUGAAUAAUAAAUUGCACCGAACCACUACAAGUAAACUGUUUUUUAACCUGUGCAAACUCUAUGCUGUUUGAUAUGAUAUAAUCAAGGCACAGACUUUAACACUCCCAUGAAAAAACUAAAGUAACAUGCAAUCAAUUUUUUUUUUGUAUUCUUUGUAGUUAACUGUUCAUAUAAUUCUUCCUUUUUUGAUGUUUUUAAUCUCAAGCUUUUGGAACUUCCAGGUUACCAAAUCCAAAUAACCCGAGCGGUGAAAAGCAAGGGAGUUUGUGUGUUUUACAAUCACAUUAAAGCUUUAUGUGUACUCUAUAAAUAUAGAUGCAUAGACAACCUAUUGUCCCUUGAGUUGCAUGUUAACUGUAUAGUAUUGUACAUUACAAUGAAAAUGUAACCUAAGGGCAAGUGUAUCCUUUACACUGUAAAUAACAAUAAAGGCUUUUAUGCUUUUAGAUUUUUA